Messenger RNA from Silurus meridionalis, 9588 nucleotides. Its product is annotated as titin. NCBI's taxonomy places the organism in Eukaryota, Metazoa, Chordata, Actinopteri, Siluriformes, Siluridae. The coding region runs from base 317 to 8434 and encodes 2705 amino acids. The record is from RefSeq and is a predicted model, not a curated record. The transcript is spliced from 29 exons.
CAUGUGAGGUGCCAAUUACCCUUCUGAAAUUAUUAUUGAGUGCGUGUGCUGCCUGCCUGUUUAACUGGACCUCAGUGCCUCCUCGGAGUUCCUCCCUGCACCAUCUCAACCACACUGCCCUUCACCAUGCUCACCGCAUAUACUUUGGAAAAUUAAAGGUUUUAUUUUGUUUUUGUCCGUUGGAUUUGCUUAAUGAGGUUCCAACUGUGGAUUGUAUGGGGGGACUAACAAGCCGGGCAGCAUUAACAUCAAACAGGUGGAACCACCGCAACGGGACAGGACAGGGUCAGCACAAGCUUCUACAGCAGGUCGCAUUAUGACAAAUGAAACUGAAGAUUCUGGAGCAGGUCCCAUCACUAUGGACGUCCAUAAUCAAGAAGGUGUGCACUUGACACCUCCUGGGGUCGUAAACCACGGCUUCAUGAGGGUCUUAACGCGUCCUACACAGUGGCUGAUCAUUAUUGCUCUUCUAAUCUCCUGGUCAGCAGCUGGAAUUUUCAUGUUCGACUUUGUGAGUGACGAGCAGCUGACCCAUUUACAGCACAUAAGUUCAGAUCCCAUGACAGCGGUGAACGAAGCUGUUGAGGGAUUUUCAGACAAAAUGAGCAACUUAAAUGACAUUUAUAAUAAUGCACAUGAAUACCUUCCUACUGUAAUCACGGAUCCGACGGCUGCCGUUAACCAGUGGGCCGAUGCCUCGAUGUCGUUUCUGUUAGGAACACAUGAAACUGAAGGAAUUGCUUCUUACCUGAAACCUGGAGGUGAUCUAUUAGAUGAAAUGAAUGACUGGGUUAGGAGUCUGGCUGAAUAUUUAUUCCACAUGUUUGAAGAACUGUUGGAUGUUGUAAUCAUCGGUCCUCUGAAAAUGGUCGCUGAAGCAGCUGUGUACAUUUCAGACAUAGUCAAGGUCAACCUGAGCUCUUUCAUGGGAAUGUUCAAAGGGUUUGAAGUUUGGAUCCCUAAAACACGCACAAGUCCCAUGGAAUUCGCCAGCGAUGUUCUUGAACGAGCCCAAAACAUUGUUACACAUGUGUCCAACCUGUUCUCUGGGGAUAAAGGCGUUGUUUCUGACAUUAAAUUUGAUCCUAUGAAAGUCGUCACAGACACAGUGGAGGAAUUCUCUGACAGAAGGGAUAUGUUUUUAGCAUAUCUCUCUAAUAUCUUAAUGGAAAAUAAAGACGAGAUGCCACAUGUGAUCAGGAGAAAAGGAGAAUUUCUACCACCAAAGGAAAAAGUUCUAGAGCAAGAAAGAAUUGCGAUAGAGAAAAGAGCUCAAGAGGAAGUCUACAAAGCAAUUCAAGAAAUGCGAGAAGAAAAGGCUGUAGAAGAAAGAGAGAAACAAAUGAAGAAAGAUGAAGAAAAAGAGAAGACGAAAGAAGAGUUGAUUAAGGAAAUGAUGGAACUAAAAGAAAAGCCUGAAGUAAACAUAAGCAAGAUUGCAGAAAUUAAAGAAGCUGAAGACUUGGAUAAGAAGGUUAAUGUUAAAAUGAAAGGUGUAAAACUCGCCAUUGAGAAAGCAGAACCGCUCAUUGUGAAAAAAGAACAUAUAGCUGCUCCAAAAGAAAGGGCCAAACCAGGACCUGCUCCGAAAAAAGAGGCAAAAGUGGAACAUAGUCCAAUAAAGAGUGUAAAAUUAGAUCUUUCUUCUAAAACAGUGACAAAACCUGACGUUGCACCAAAGGAAAAAGUCAAACAUGAACCUGUUCCAAAAGAACUGGUAAAAACAGAACCUGGUCCACAAAAGAAGGCAACACUUGUACCUUCUCCAGAGAAGAAAGCAAAACCUGAAACUGCUCCAAAAGAAAAGAUAAAGCCAGAACCUGUUCCAAAAGAGAAGGCAAAACCUGAACCUACUCCAAAAGACGGGACAAAACCAAAAGCUCUUCCAAAAGAGAGGGUCAAACCUGAACCUGCUCCAAAAGAGAAGGUAAAACCUGAAUCUCUUCCGAAAGAGGAGGCUAAAGCCAAACCAGCCUCAAAAGAGAAAGCGGAACCUGCACCUACUCCAAAGAAGGCAAAACCUGAAACUACUACAAAAGAAAAGGUAAAACUUUUACCUACUACAAAAGAAAAAGUCAAACUCGUUCCAGAAGAGAAGGUAACACAUAAAACUGUUCCAAAAAAGAAGGUCAAACUUGAACCUAUUUUAAAAGAGAGAGAAAAACUAGAUUCUGCUCCAACUGAGAAACCCAAACCUUUCACAGAUGAAAAAGCAAAGCCUGAAGCUCUUUCAAAAGAGAAAGCCAAACCUGAACCUGUUCCAAAAGAGAAGGCACAACAUGAAACUGUUUCAAAAGAGAAGGUAAAGCCCGAACCUUCUCCAAAAGAACAGGCCAAACCCAAACAUACUCCAAAAGAGAAGGCCAAACCUGAGCCUAUUCAAAAACAGAAGGUACAACCUAAACCUUUUCCAAAGGAGAAGGUUAAAAUAGAACCUGCUCCAAAAGAGGAAUCUAAAACUGAACCUGCUCUAAAAGAGAAGGUAAAAACACAACCUGCUCCAAAAGAGGAAGCUAAACCUGAACCUGCCCCAAAAGAAGCGGUAACACCCAAAACUCCUCCAAAAGAAAAAGAAAAACCAGAACUUGCUUCAAAAGAAAAAGCAAAACCUGAACCUACUCCAAAAGAGAAGGGCAGACCAGAUCAUGUUCCAAAAAAGAAGGCCAAACAGGAACCUGCUCCAAAAGAGAAGGUAAAACAUGAGCCUGCUCCAGAAGAGAAAGUCAAAUUAGAGCCUGUUCCAAAAGUGAAGGGCAGACGAGAACAUGUUCCAAAAGAGACAGCCAAAUCAGAACCUGCUCAAAAAGAGAAGGUAAAACCUGAGCCUGCUCCAAAAGAGAAAGCCAAAAAAGAGCCUGCUACAAAAGAGAAGGCAAAACCAGUACAUGCUCCAAAAGGGAAGGCAAAACCAGAACUUGUUCCCAAAGAAAAGGCAAAACCAUCACCUGCACCAAAAGAGAAACUCAAACCUGAACCUGCUCCAAAAGAGAAGGCGAAACCAGUACCCCUACCCAAAGAGAGUGCAAAACCAGCACCUGUCCCCAUAGAAAAGGCAAAACCAUCACCUGUCCCCAUAGAAAAGGCAAAACCAGCAGCUGUUCCCAAAGAGCAGGCAAAACCAGUACCAGUUUCCAAAGAGAAAGCAAAACCAGUACCAAUUACCAAAGAGGAAGUAAAACCAGUACCAGUUUCCAAAGAGGAAGUAAAACCAGCACCUGUUGCCAAAACAGAGGCAAAACAAGCACCUGUUCCCAAAGAGGAGGAAAAACAAGUAGCAGUUCACAAAGAGGAAGCAAAACCAGUACAAGCACCAGUUUCCAAAGAGGAACUAAAACCAGUACCAGUUUCCAAAGAGGAAGCAAAACCAACACCUGUUCCCAAACAGGAGGCAAAACCAGCACCUGUUCCCAAAGAGGAGGCAAAACCAGCAUCUGUCCCCAAAGAGAAGGCAAAACCAGUACCGGUUCGUAAACAGGAGGCAAAACCAGUCACAGUUCCCCAAGGGGAGGCAAAACCAGCAUCUGUUUCCAAAGAGGAGGCAAAACCAGCACCAGUUCCUAAAAAGGAGGCAAAACCUGAACCUGCUCCAAAAGAGAAGGUAAAACCAGUACCAGUUCCCAAAGAACAGGCAAAGCCAGUACCAGUGUCCAAAGAGAAGGAAAAAUUUGCACCUGUUCCCAAAGAGGAGGCAAAACCAGUGCCAGUUCCAAAAGAGGAGGCAAAACCAGUACCAGUUCCUAAAGAGGAGGCAAAGCCAGUACCAGUGUCCAAAGAAAAGGCUAAAUUAGCACCUGUUCCCAAAGAAAAGGCAAAACCCGUGCCAGUUUCAAAAGAGGAGACAAAACCAGCACCUGUUCCUGAAGAGGAGGCAAAACCAGCACCUGUUCCCAAAGGGAAGGUAAAAACAACACCUGUACCAAAAGAACCAGUACCUGUUCCAAAAGAGGGGGCAAAACCAGUAACAGUUCCCAAAGAGAAGGUAAAACCAACACCUCUUUCCAAAGAGAAGGUAAAACCAGCACCAGUUCCCAAAGAGAGGGCGAAACCAGCACCUGUUCCCAAAGAAAAGGCAAAACCAGUACCAGUUCCCAAAGAGAAGGUGAAAUCAGUUCUGGUUUCCAAAGAAGAGGCAAAACCAGCACCUGUUUCUAAAGAGGAGGCAAAACCAGUAACUGUUCCCAAAGAGAAGGAAAAACCAGAACCCUUCCCCAAAGAGAAGGUAAAACCAGUACAAGUUCCCAAAGAGGAGGUAAAACCCACACCUGUACCCAAAGAGGAGGCAAAACCAACACCUGUACCCAAAGAAGAGGUAAAACCAGUACCUGUUUCCAAAGAGGAGGCAAAACCAGUACAGCUUUCCAAAAAGAAGGUAAAACCAACACCUCUUACCAAAGAGAAGGUAAAAUCAGCACCUGUUCUCAAAGAGAAAGUAAAACCAGUACAAGUUCCCAAAGAGAAGUCAAAACCAACACCUGUACCCAAAGAGGAGGCAAAACCUGUGCCUGUUCUAAAAGAGGAGGUAAAACCAGCACAUGUUUCCAAAGAGGAGGCAAAACCAGCACCUGUUCCUAAAAAGGAGGCAAAACCUGAACCUGCUCCAAAAGAAAAGGUAAAACCAGUACCAGUUCCCAGAGGGAAGGUAAAACCAACACCUGUACCAAAAGAAAAGGCAAAACCAGCACCUGUUCCCAAAGAGGAGGCAAAACCCGUACAAGUUCCCAAAGAUAAGGUAAAACCAACACCUCUUCCCAAAGAGAAGGUAAAACCAGCACCUGUUCCCAAAGAGAAGGUAAAACCAGUACAAGUUCCCAAAGAUAAGGCAAAACCCACACCUGUACCCAAAGAGGAGGCAAAACCAGUGCCUGUUCCAAAAGAGAAGGCAAAACCUGCACCUGUUCCCAAAGAGGAAGUAAAACCAGCAACUGUUCUCAAAGUGGAGGCAAAACCAAUACCAGUUUCCAAAGAGCAGGCAAAACCAACACCUGUUCCCAAAGAGAAGGCAAAACCAGUACCAGUUCCCAAAGAGAAGGUAAAACCAACGCCUGUUCCCGAAGAGAAGGUAAAACCAGCACCUGUUCUCAAAGAGGAGGCAAAACCAGUACCUGUUCCCAAAGAGAAGGUAAAACCAGCACCUGUUCUCAAAGAGGAGGCAAAACCAGUACCUGUUCCCAAAGAGAAGGUAAAACCAGCACCUGUUUCCAAAGAGAAGGUAAAACCAGUAAAAGUUCCCAAAGAUAAGGCAAAACCCACACCUGUACUCAAAGAGGAGGCAAAACCAGUGCCUGUUCCAAAAGAGAAGGCAAAACCUGCACCUGUUCCCAAAGAAAAAGUAAAACCAGCAACUGUUCCCAAAAUGGAGGCAAAACCAAUACCAGUUUCCAAAGAGCAGGCAAAACCAGUACCUGUUUCCAAAGAGAAGGCAAAACCAGUACCAGUUCCAAAAGGGGAGGCAAAAUCAGUACCUGUUCCCAAAGAGAAGGUAAAACCAACACCUCUUCCCAAAGAGAAGGUAAAACCAGCACCUGUUCCCAAAGAGAAGGUAAAACCAGUACAAGUUCCCAAAGAUAAGGCAAAACCCACACCUGUACCCAAAGAGGAGGCAAAACCAGUGCCUGUUCCAAAAGAGAAGGCAAAACCUGCACCUGUUCCCAAAGAGGAAGUAAAACCAGCAACUGUUCUCAAAGUGGAGGCAAAACCAAUACCAGUUUCCAAAGAGCAGGCAAAACCAACACCUGUUCCCAAAGAGAAGGCAAAACCAGUACCAGUUCCCAAAGAGAAGGUAAAACCAACGCCUGUUCCCGAAGAGAAGGUAAAACCAGCACCUGUUCUCAAAGAGGAGGCAAAACCAGUACCUGUUCCCAAAGAGAAGGUAAAACCAGCACCUGUUCUCAAAGAGGAGGCAAAACCAGUACCUGUUCCCAAAGAGAAGGUAAAACCAGCACCUGUUCCCAAAGAGAAGGUAAAACCAACACCUGUUUCCAAAGAGGAGGUAAAACCAACACCUGUACCCAAAGAUAAGGCAAAACCAGUACCUGUUCCCAAAGAGGAAGCAAAACCAUUACCAAUUACCAAAAAGAAGGCAAAACCAGCACCUGUUCCCAAAGAGACGGUAAAACCAGCACCUGUACCCAAAGAGGAGGCAAAAUUAGUACAAGUUCCCAAAAAGAAGGUAAAACCAGCACCUGUACCCAAGGAGGAGGCAAAACCAGUACAAGUUCCCAAAGAGAAGGCAAAACCAGCACCUGUACACAAAGAGGAGGCAAAACCAGUACCUGUUCCCAAAGAGAAGGUAAAACCAGCACCUGUUCCCAAAGAUAAGGCGAAACCAGCACCUGUUCAUGAAAAGAAGGCAAAACCAGCACCUGUUCCCAAAGAGAAGGUAAAACCAGCACCUGUUUCCAAAGAGACGGUAAAACCAGCACCUGUUCUCAAAGAGAAGGCAAAACCAACACCUGUACCCAAAAAGGAGGCAAAACCAGUACCAGUUCAUAAAGAGAAGGCAAAACCAGCACCUGUUCCCAAAGAGAGGGCAAAACCAGCACCUGUUUCUGAAAAGAAGGCAAAACCAGCACAUAUUCCCAAAGAGAAGGCAAAACCAGUGCCAGUUCUCAAAGAGAAGGCAAAACCAGUACCCGUUCUUAAAGAGAAGGUAAAACCACUUGCAGCAAAACCAGUACCUGUUCCCAAAGACAAGGUAAAACCAGUUCCUGUUUCCAAAGAAGAGGUAAAACCAGCAACUAUUCUCAAAGAGAAGGCGAAACCAGUACCAGUUCCCAAAGAGAAGGUAAAACCAGUAGCAGUUUCCAAAGAGGAGGCAAAACCAAGACCUGUUCCCAAAGAUAAGAUAAAACCAGUACCUGUUCCCAAAGAGGAGGCAAAACCAGUAGCAGUUCUCAAAGAAAAGGCAAAACCAGUAACAGUUCCCAAAGAGAAGGUAAAACAAGUAUCAGUUUCCAAAGAGAAGGCAAAAUCAGUACCUGUUCCCAAAGCAAAGGUAAAACAAGUAGCAGUUUCCAGAGAGACAGCAAAACCAGUACCAGUUCCCAUAGAGAACGUUAAACAAGUAGCAGUUCCCAAAGAGAAGGCAAAACCAGUUCUUGUUCCCAAAGAGAAGGCAAAACCAGUACCUGUUUUCAAAAAGGAUGCAAAAUCAGCAUCUGUUCCUAAAGAGAAGGUAAAACCAGUAGCAGUUUCCAAAGAGGAAGCAAAACCAACGCCUGUUCCCAAAGAGAAGGUAAAACCAGUACCUGUUCCCAAAGAGGAGGCAAAACCAGUACCUGUUCCCAAAAUUAGGGCAAAAGCAGCACCUGUUCCCAAAGAGAAGGCAAAACCAGCACCUGUUUCCAAAGAAAGGGCAAAACCAGCACCCGUUCCGAAAGAGAAGACAAUUGGAAUGCCUAAAGCUGAAUUAGCUACAAAAGUGAAGCUAAAACCAGAACCUGCAAGAAAAGAAAAGGCAAAAACCGAACCUCCUCCAAAAGAAAUAGUAACAACCAAAACUGUUCCAAAAGAGAAGGCAACAUCUGAACUUGCUUCAAAAGAGAAGGCAAAACAAACACCUGUUCCCAAAUGGAAGGCAAAACCAGAACUUGCUCCAAAAGAGAAGGCCAAAUUUGUGCCUUCUCCUAAGAAAGAGGCAAAAGUGGUCAAAGAAGAGGUCCCAGUGAAGAAAGUUGUUGCAGCUAUAAAGGAGAAAGCAAAACCAAUUCCAUCUAAAAAAGAAGCAGAAGAAGUAGCAAAGGCAAAAGUCAAGCCAGUUAAAAAAGAGCCACAAGUUGCUAAAGAAAAAACGAUCCCUGUGGUGUAUCCCAGUGCCAAAGAUAUCGCCAUGGAAGUGGAGCUCCUAAAAGCCAUCAACCAAAAAUUAAGCAUUUUGGAUUUAUUGAGGAAAGAUAUCGGUGAGAUAAGAACCGAUCUGGAGGUCACUCAAAGCCAAAUUGAUCAAUUACGGAUGGACAAUCAAACGCUCAAAGAGCUUCAAGAAUUCAAGGAGAAAGCCAAACCUGCAGUGAUGAAGAAAGGACGUGGACUCUUGAAAGAGAAGCUUAAAAUAUCUACAGUGGUUAAAGGACGUGAGGUACUGAAGAACAUUACUAAAGCAACCACUGUGAAGAAAGAGCGGGUGCUAAAGAACAUCACUAAAACGGCGUUUGCAAAGAAAGAAAAACAAGCUCCUGAAGAAAGGGUCAGGCUUGAACCUAAAAAGAAAGAAAUUCUAAAAGAGAAAAUCACCCCAGUGAAGAAGCUUCAAGAAAAAGAAAAACCCACUGAGGUAAUAUUACCUGAGGAGAAGGAAAUAAAAGAACCUGAACCUGAGGUGACCAAGGCUCCUGAGCCAGCAGAAGAGGAAGAAGUCCCCUACUUUCAGUGUUUCUACGUGGAUGAAUACGACAUCCAGUAUCCCUUCUUCCCAUUUUCACCACCUUUCUUAUGAGGGUCACCUGCAACACCAUGUUUGAAACUUUGACUGUGAUCUACACAACAACCUUCAAAGGUUACUUAUACAUGGUUCCUCUUCCAUGUUGAAGUUGAGGGGGUUUAAAGAACUAGAUGAGCUUUCAAAAAACGGGACAUUACAGGAAAUUCCAUUUAAGGUCUAAUCGUGUGCCUUGUUUUAGCGAAGUUUAUAGACUAUAGACUUUUUAAGUGUUAGGUUUUGUCAAUAUGGAAACUGCGUCGCGUUCUAUAGAAGUAGUUCAAAGCAAACAGCUUGUCCUGUUUCACGUUUUUUACACUGAAUGUGAGUCUUAAACGGAAGCAGAACUGUGUGUCCAUGAAAGCUCUGAAGACAACGAUGGUGACAAGGAGGAAAAAAAACACUCGCUUGGCCACAGAAAACUUUGCACUGUGUUCAAAGACGAGGUUUUAAUACCCGGACGUACAUUGUAGCCGUGCCUCAUUUUGAUCGAGUGCCAUAACUUUCGGCUACAUUUUAUCAAAAUGAUGGAUGAAAUAUAUUUCCAAUGAUUAUGUAACAAAUAAGUUGCAGCCACCAAAGGUAAAAUCAGUGAACCGCAACUUAAGAGUGGAUUAGUGAUAUCCACCAAGUUGUCUGAAAAGUGUCAGUGUAAAUUUGGUGUAAAUGUAAUGUUUAAAGUUUGAUAAAUGCUGAUGUUCCCAAUUGAAUCUUUGUAGCUGGAUUUUUAUAAUUUGUAUUAUUGUACAUUAUUCGCCUUAUUCCUAGCUAUUCACAUCAGUUAGUAAAUUCUUACGGAUAUUCUUACGAUUAUGGGACCUUGAUAUUAGAUUUUCUUAGAAGAUUUGUUGAAUUCAUAAGGCCAUCCAGAGCCAUCAUUAUUUAUUAAUCAGACAAUUUAAUCACAAAGCUGUGAUUCGAGUUCUAGUCCUAAACAAAGUCCUAGUAACAAAAGUAAAACCGAUGUGUUACAUUAGAAAUACGUGAGUCUGCAUAUGGUAUAAUGCAAAUGAACAAAAUACAACAAGGUGUGCUGUUAUGGUAAAAAAAAAUUAUAUACUAACUUGAUAUUUUUUCUCAUGACAGCCUUAACCAAAACUUUUAUUCCUUUUAUUUCACAACAGAAAUUUCCGAAGUGAUAAAAUAUUUUAAUAAAUAGCAAGUUCUACAGA